AUGGGUCAAACAGUUUCCUCAAUAUUGAAAGAAGUUAAAGAUGAUGAAAAUAUGACAACAUUUUUAGAGAGAAGGAAUAAAGCAACAUCUCCUUAUUACGAUUCAUACAACACAAGAAAAGCAUCAUUCACAACAAAUCCUCAAGGAACGACUGCAUCUUCUAUAAACCAUUCUUUGAAUAUGGGACAAAAAUUAUCUUCAAACUCUCUUGAUGAAAUAACAACUCGAUUCAAUCAGAUGAAUUUUGAGAAGGAGGAGGAGGAAGAAAAAAAAUUUUAUCUUACCCGUCGUCAGUACACCUUCGGAGAUGCAUUAUCUGCAGGAAAAAUCCAAAAGGAAACAACUUACAAUGGAUCAGGAAGCCAAUGUAAAAUAGUUUUUGUCAAAGAAAGUUUUCCUUCUCUCCCUCAAUCUGAAAAAAGAACAACUUUGGAAAAGAAGGAAGAAACUGCACCUUUUCUCCAACCAUACAAUGUUGUAGCCCAAACUGGAAAGAAGAAAGAAACUAUUCCUUUUAUCCAACCGUACAACACUGUGGCCCAAUCUGAAAAGAAGGAAGAAACAACUCCUUUUCUUCAACCAUACAAUACCUUCGCCCAGAGGACAACUUCCUUGAUGUCAGAAGGAACAAUUUUUCCUCUCUAUCGAUCCUCGUAUAAAAGAUAUGAAUCGAUGACAACUAAAGAGAAACAAGAAAAGAAAGGACGAGAUAUUUUAAAAAUCCUACAUCAUUUAGUCUCAAUACUAAGAGAUAAUAACAAAGGCGAAAUUUAUGGUUUUUGGCAGUGCGAAAUACGUGAAAAUGACGAUCCUGAAUCUGAGGAAAAGCUUUCGUUGGAUCACCUUCAAAAGUGCUUAAAGAACACCCCUAAAGGUAUCUAUGAUAUUUUCAAUAAGAAUUGUAAUGCCUGUAAAAAAGAACAUCUGAUUACAAGCUUCCGCAAAUAUAUACGACCAAUAUAUUUAAAUGACGGACCCGACCUCGAGAUCAUCUGUCACUUGUUAUGGAAUGAUCAUUACCGGGUAUAUGGCGAAUUUAAGUGUCCAAAUUGCUGGAAAAAAUGGAGAAGCGCUUAUAUUUGGAUAUCAUUCCGAAAAUUUAUUGAGAAAAUUCCAGGACCGCGAUUAUGUAAGGAUGAAUAUUAUAUGCAAAAUUGUAAAAAAUGCAAAGCAGGCGAAAACGAUGAUAGCUUCAUCUUGCAUUAUGAGCCUUUACAAACUUCAGGCAGCGUAAAACCUCAUAAGAGAGAGUUAUGUGCAAAGUGCCAAAAUCGAGAAUACUGUAGACAAACCGGCGACUACUUGGGGAAAAAUCAUUAA
This is a messenger RNA of Funneliformis geosporum, 1320 nucleotides long. Lineage: Eukaryota; Fungi; Glomeromycota; Glomeromycetes; Glomerales; Glomeraceae. The record is from the annotation of a GenBank genome assembly.